AAACCCUAGUUUAUAUCAGUACUAGCAAACCCUAGUCUCUCAAAUCGUCUUCUCGCCUACCAAAAAAGCUUGCUGCUAUAUUCUACCGGCUUCUCUGCUGUUUGUUCAGGAUGGAAUCACAGAUUAAGCACGCUGUUGUGAUUAAAGUGAUGGGUAGGACUGGAUCUAGAGGACAGGUGACUCAAGUUAGAGUCAAGUUUCUCGAUGAUCAGAACCGAUUUAUCAUGAGGAAUGUUAAGGGACCCGUUAGAGAAGGGGAUGUGCUUACUCUUCUCGAGUCUGAGAGGGAAGCUAGGAGGCUUCGUUGAUUGCUCGUAUUCUUAUUGGUGUUGGUUGAUGGUAGCGGAAGGAGUUUUUGCUGUUAUUUUAGGUAGGGUAAUCGGCAAUGUUGCAUGAUUUCGAGUUUAUAUUUUGCGGUUUUGUAUACAUUUUGUGAAGUAUGUUAAGAACCUUAAGCUUGUUCCGCGUUAUGGUAAAUUGAUUUUUAUUUUUUCAA
Molecule: messenger RNA, 496 nt
Organism: Mercurialis annua (annual mercury)
Lineage: Eukaryota; Viridiplantae; Streptophyta; Magnoliopsida; Malpighiales; Euphorbiaceae
Product: 40S ribosomal protein S28-2
Exons: 2
Coding region: 111-308 (65 amino acids)
Biological process (GO): ribosomal small subunit assembly; maturation of SSU-rRNA; translation
Cellular component (GO): ribosome; cytosolic small ribosomal subunit
Molecular function (GO): structural constituent of ribosome
Source: RefSeq, a predicted model, not a curated record